Heterocephalus glaber (naked mole-rat) is the source of this 1921-nucleotide messenger RNA. It is a transcript of the gene Fam217a, whose product is annotated as family with sequence similarity 217 member A. The record is from RefSeq and is a predicted model, not a curated record. NCBI's taxonomy places the organism in Eukaryota, Metazoa, Chordata, Mammalia, Rodentia, Bathyergidae.
AUGGAGUACUGGGACCUAGGGCGUUGCCGGGCAACAGAGGGGACGUUGCCGGGCGACCAGGAGGCGUUGCCAGGCGACUGGGAGGGGGUGGGGGAGUGCGUGGAUCUGCAGCCCGGCCUGGCUGCCCGGCCGCUGCCCGGCCUCAGGGACUCAGAGGAGCAGCUGCGGCAGGAUGGGGAGGAGAGCCCGCGCGUCUCAGGAGGACGGCAACGGAAUUUAUCUCACUGGAAUUUGGAUUCAGAAGUACCUGCUCCUGAGAGUAAAAACCUCCCUCCCGGAAGGAAUAGCACUGCAGGCAAAAUUGAAAAGAACCGUUUGGAGAUCCCGGUGGUGCAGCUAGGACUGAGUGUGUCAGCGCGUGCUCCCAGGGCAGCACAGAAUAGUAAACAAGGGAUAUUUCAGUUAUGGAGUGACCCUUUUAAUGAAAGUGGCAUGGAGACCAGGGCAUUCAAAAAAUCUUCAGUGGAAACUGGCUUUAAUGUAACCAGUAAUUCCACACAGCUCUGCACUCUGAAACACUCUUUAGCCAGCACCCUAGUUGAUGCGCAAGGUGGUUCUCAGGCUGGACCGCCGGUGCCAGGUUUCUGCUGGCCCUAUGCUGACAGGGACUUUCUUAAGGGCAGAAACGAGCUUCAGACUAAUUCAUGUUCCACCACAGAAAACAACAAUGAAGAAACUUUACCUGCUCCAGUUUGUAAUCUGAGAUAUGGAAACAGCAGUGUGGAAGAAAAUUUAACAGAUGGAAGUAAUUUAUCAGAGAAUGAGAAGGCAAAUGACACCUUACUCAGCUAUUUUAAGAAGAUGGACAUGAAUUUAAAGCCAGAAACAAUAGACAACGUUGAGGAAUCUUUCACUGAGGAACCCACCGAAGCAUUUCUAUAUCCUGAUUUUCUUCCCUCUCCCUUUGAUACUCUGGACUUGCACAAAUUGGCCCUCUCAAAAUGUGAAAAUUGGAAAGCAACAGUGGAACCUCUAGACAGCUCCACAGAGCACUUGAUCACUUGUCUACUGGAACUGGAAAGAUCACAACACACGACUAUACAGAAAGAGAGGCAGAGGCUACAGAUGCUGCCCUGUGCUUCAGCUGUUUCCGAAGCACUCUCCUCCUCCAAAGCUGUGUUGAGGGUGAGACAGCCAACACGUGCUGACUCUUUGAGUCUUCAGACAUCAAGUGUAGAUAAAAGUCGAGAAAAGGCAAAAGCCAAUUCUGGUUCUGGUAAGCUUGAAAUAAAUGCUUCAAGAUGGAAUUGGAGCAAUGCCAGCAAAUAUAAAUGGAACCCUAGAACACCAUCUCGAAAAAGUCCAUCCACCGCAAAACAACUGACUGCAAAUUAGGAUACUAAGAACCCCAGAAGUCCCAUCUUAAACCCAUGUCAAGAGCUCUCACCCAAGCCUAGCACCUCCCAAACAUGUCAGUCACUGGUUAAAAUGGUCUCGAGACAAUGCCUGCCACCGAGGUCUCUAAUACCAGUUUCAUCUAUAGCCUUGUCUUCUGAAAAUCUCAAGGAAAAAACUAAGACUCCAAGGACCAGAAAGAAAUUCCACCAAAGAAUGGUACUACUGAAGAGACCGUUCUAUAUUCAGAAGCUAAACUAUUUGUCACCUUCCUUUAUAGGUAUGGGUAAGUGCUCAUUCAUUGACCAAAAAUAACCUUCAUACAUUGGAUGUGAGCAGAUCCAUUCUAAGAAGCCUAGCUAAAAUGUGGUGCAUUCUGAGAUACAGGCAUUAAAGACAAAAACCGCACACACAAUUGCUUGGCCUGAGUUCAUUCACUGCUGCAACGUCUCUACAGGGGCUUCUACACUGACAUUCAGACAACCCUUUGGACCUAUGUUUUGCAGAGAUGUUUUACUUAGUAAACCAAACUAUUCAGAUGAUUUUCGGUAUAAUUCCAUUGUCAAUAAAUGGUGUAACUGAUUUA